Messenger RNA from Solanum tuberosum (potato), 669 nucleotides. RefSeq names its product periaxin-like. The record is from RefSeq and is a predicted model, not a curated record. NCBI's taxonomy places the organism in Eukaryota, Viridiplantae, Streptophyta, Magnoliopsida, Solanales, Solanaceae. The transcript is spliced from 2 exons. Gene Ontology annotation, biological process: defense response. Bases 1 to 669 code for a protein of 222 amino acids.
AUGUUUGCUAAGACUGUGAUUGAAGCCAUCGAUCCUCAGAAGAAUUCAAUCACUUGGAAUGCGAUUGAAGGAAAUUUGUUGGAUUUGUAUAAUUCCUUCGUUGUUAUUACAUCCUCUGAACAUCAAUGGAUUACAUAUGCACUUGUGUAUGAGAAGAAAACUGAAGAUACUCCAGAACCCCUUGCUAUCUUGGAUUAUUGCAUUGGUGUGAUCAAGGAUACGCGCCAUCUUCUUGAAGUAAUUUUGCCUGAGUUUUCUAAGCCUGAAUUGCCACAUUUACCUGAAAUCCCAGCUUUGCCUACGCCUAAAUUUCCUGAAAUUCCAAAACUCGAGCUACCAACUCUAUCAAGGCCUACAUUGCCACAUUUACCUGAAAUUCCAGCUUUGCCUAAGCCCAAAUUAUUUCCUGAAAUCCCAAAACCCGAGCUACCAACUCUAUCAAGGCCUGCAUUGCCACAUUUACCUGAAAUUUCAGCUUUGCCUAAGCCCAAAUUAUUUCCUGAAAUUCCAAAUCCCGAGCUACCAACUCUAUCAAGGCCCGAAUUGCCACAUUUACCUGAAAUCCCAGCUUUGCCUACGCCUAAAUUUCCUGAAAUUCCAAAUCCCGAGCUACCAACUCUAUCAAGGCCUGCAUUGCCACAUUUACCUGAAAAUUUCAGCUUUGCCUAA